CACCAAUCUGACCGUUGCGCUUGCGGCCUCCACCCCCGUUCCCUCCACUUUCCUAUUGGGAACACUUCCCUCCCCUUCCUCGGAGAAAUCUUCCCCUCCCCGCCGCCGCCGCAAGAACCCGCGCCGACCGCGUCUCCGGCCAUGGCCACCACCGCGGACCCGUCGCCGGCGCCGGCACCGGCACCGGCUCGGCGAGGCCAGCCGCCGAAGGUUCCCCCCGCCGCCGCGGCGGAGGCGCCGGGGAGCCCGGUGUCCCCACUGGACGCGGCGGGAGGGGACUACGAGCGGGAGAGGGCGGCCCGGAUCCGGGAGAACAUGGAGCGGAUGCAGAAGCUCGGCAUCCUCGACCUCGCGCAGACGCUCACCCAAUCCGCCGCCGCCGGAGGCUCGGGCGGGGGUGGUGCUACCGGCAGAGGGCGCCCGCGGCGGAAGCCUGUGGAGCCGGGGUCCGCGCUGAGGGUGAAGCUGACGCCGCCGCCGCCGGCGCGGAGGUCGCUCAGGUUGAAGAGCGUGGAACCAGUCAGCUACUGUGAAAUUCAGCCGAAGAAGGAGAAAGGUGCUGAAGGUGGAAGAACUGAGUUAUUACUAGAGGUUGGAGCCAAGGAAGAAAUUUACACAGAAGAGCAUGAGAAGCUUCUGGGUACAUGUAACACUCCUUGGACUCUCUUUGUGGAUGGUUAUGGCAAGGAUGGUAAGCGCAUCUAUGACCAAGUGAGAGGCCAAACCUGUCAUCAGUGCAGACAGAAAACUCUUGGUCAUCACACAAGCUGCUGUAAAUGCCAAAUUGUCCAAGGGCAGUUCUGUGGAGAUUGUUUGUACAUGAGGUAUGGUGAGAAUGUGCUGGAAGCUAAGAAGAAUCCCAACUGGAUGUGUCCAGUUUGCCGUGGCAUUUGUAAUUGCAGUAUAUGUAGAACUAAGAAAGGAUGGUUCCCUACUGGCUGUGCAUAUAAGAAGGCUGUCAGACUUGGGUACAAAUCUGUGGCGCACUAUCUGAUCGCAACUCAGCGAGCAUCAGCUAACUCAGAGGAUUCAAGCGCAGCUGACUCCUCGAACAAGCUGCUCUCUGACAAAUCAGAAACCUCGUGCAUUUCUGAUCAGGAUGCUACAGCUGCCAAGGAGGGCCUGGAGGAUGGAGAAACAAGCAGCAAAGCUAAGCAGAGCAAAACGGCCUGCCGCCAAGUUAAGAGGAACUCUGAUGAUUACAAGGAUGAUAGAAAGAGCGAGUCUGUGGUGACAUCUGAUUCUCAGGACGUUCAGGUCAAUAAGGAUGCUGGGUGUGUCACUCCAUCGUCUAAGCCCGCAAGGAAGAGGAAGUAUGAACAAAGCCCUGACUGUGUUGCAAGCAGGCUGCGAUCCCGAUCCAACAAGACAUGAACAGCCCUGACUGUGUUGCAAGCAGGCUGCGAUCCCGAUCCAACAAGACAUGAACACUGGAUCCCCUAUGACAAUCAACUUCUGUUUGCUUUUGUGAUCCUGGUCCAAGCGGCUGUCUUUUGUGAAGAACAGUGGGUUAAUGGUGUUGUAAGUUAACUUACAAGACUGCAUUUUGUGGCCGGCCCUUGUUCAGUAGAUGUAGGGAAUCAGUAAAUGUAGAGUAUCAGUAGAUGCAGGUGAUUGUGGUGAUGGUCUUUUGUGAAGCUGUGUUACAGCUUUAAACUAUGUUUACUGCCAAAUGUGAUGGAGGUGAUUGUGGUGAUGGUCUUUUGUGAAGCUGUGUUACAGCUUUAAACUAUGUUUACUGCCAAAUGUGAUGGAGAUGGGCUGUGUUUCUGGCA
Molecule: messenger RNA, 1775 nt
Organism: Setaria italica (foxtail millet)
Lineage: Eukaryota; Viridiplantae; Streptophyta; Magnoliopsida; Poales; Poaceae
Product: cell division cycle-associated protein 7
Exons: 5
Coding region: 142-1374 (410 amino acids)
Biological process (GO): regulation of DNA-templated transcription
Cellular component (GO): nucleus
Source: RefSeq, a predicted model, not a curated record